AUGACGGAAUCUAUAAUGCCUAAAGUUAAUGACAAGUUUGAAUCGUUAGAAGCUUUUGAAGAUGCUGCAAAAUCAGCGGCUAAAUCUAAUGGAUUUGCAUUUGCAAGAAAGGACAGUAAUCUUACCGGACGUAACGGAAAAUCACCCUUUGUCAUUUUGCAAUGUACUAAAGGAGGAGAAUGGCGUAAUAAUUGGAACAUAAGUGAGGAAACACGAAAAAAAAAAAAAAAUACUAGACGUGAUGGUUGUCCAGUAUACAUUAGAGCUGUUGUUACGAAAACAACAGAUGCUGAUAUUAUGUGGGUAGUUACAAAGGUUGUACUUGAUCACAUACAUUAUAUGGUUGAAUCAGAUGAGGUUGCAAUAUUUCCUCAAUAUCGUGUUAUGAACUUAAGUCAAAAAAAUCUUGUACGACAAUUACAUGACAAUCACGCACCUACUCGUGUUAUUACAGCCGUUAACAAAGUAAUCGAUGGUGGGAUUAUUUGCACAAAAGAUAUUGUGAAUGAACGUGCUCGUAUUAGAUAUGCGUUGAAUGAAGGCUCCAAUAAUGAUUCUGCCCAAAAGCUUCUAAGACUUUUUGAAGAACAAGACGAAAGUGAAGCGUCAUAUAUAUGGUUUUUACAAACUCUUCGCACAAAGAUUUACAAUGCUUAUAAUUGUUUACCAGACGUAUUUAUGUCAGAUAGAGAUCAGGCCUUAAGGAACGCUUCAUCUAAAGUAUUUCCAGAAUCUAACAAGAUGUUAUGCUAUGAAGCAUUUAAAAAAGAAGUUGAGGCUCUACGUUUUACAGUGGCUGAAGAACAAAUUUCACAGUCUUUAAAUGCAGUCAAAAAAGCUGCACAGAAGGCUCGUGUGCCUGAAAAAAUAGAAUUGUAUAUUCAGUCAUUAAUGAAAGAUUCAAAAAUGUGGAUUUCAGCUUACACUAAACAGUUUUGUAACAUGGGAAUAUCGACUACUGGACGAUGUGAAUCAUCUCAUAGUGCAUUUAAAAGAGCCAUUGAAACACCUAGUGACUUGGAUAGUGUCUUUCGCCAAAUUGAUCAGACAAUGCGCUUACAACAUCUAAAAGCAACAAUGCGUACAGGUUCUAAUAAAAUAGCAAUUAAUCCUUUUAUUCGUCAUGAUCCUAAAUUUAGUGAACUUAUUGGAAAAAUAUCAGUAUGGGCGAUUAAUCAAAUCAAAAGAAUAUUACAAAAGAUGAAAGAUCAAAAGCUUCCACGUUCUUCAAAGUCUUCUAUUACUGACUCGGAGUUUUAUAGUGCUUUCGUUAAAGCUGAAGAGAAAUUUGAACAAUUACCGGACAAUGUUGCUAAAAUUGAGUUUAUUUCUAAACUUCGCCAAAUAACAGAAAUGCCAUUAUCCGAGCCUGUCAAGUUACCACAAAAAGUAGUAUUAAAAGGUCAUUUUUCAAAUACUAAGCGGGAAUUACUUUUAACUGAACAUCAAGAUGCUAUUGUGAAAAAGAAAAAAAAAAUGUUAAAUAAUACUACUAAACUUAAAAACAAGCCUAUUCAGCAACAACGUGUAUCAUUGAAACAAAUUUCUAUCUCUUGUUCAAAUUCUAAGCUAUAUGAGACCAACAUUCCUAAAUUUAUGCACGAAUAUAUUUCUACAUAUUCUGAUGUAGCCGAAGAUGGUAAUUGCGGUUUUCGUGUUAUAGCUCUAUCAAUUGGAAAAUCUGAGGACUUCUGGCCAGAUGUUCGAAAACUUAUUUAUAAUGAACUUUGUAGUCAGAAGUCUCAUUAUAUUCAACUUUUUUUAGAAAAAGAAAAAGAGUAUAAUGAAAUAUUAUAUGCAACACAGUGGAAAUCUGGUCCUUGUAAUAGUGAUCAUUGGAUGAUUAUGCCAUCUUUUGGAUAUGUUAUUGCAAAUACCUUUCAACGACCUGUUCAUUAUUUUAGUAAGGUUAUUUCCCUUACAUUUCUUCCUGACAACAUACCAUUGAAUCGAAAUAUAUCAAUUGCUUUCGCUUACAUUUUUGAAAGACAGCAUUUUGUUGCCGUAAAACUCAAACCCAACGUGCCUGUUCCUCCUAUCAUAAGAGGCUGGGAAGACAUAUGCUCUGAACAAAGUAAGAGGUGGAAGCUUUUGUUCUCAACAAGAAUUACUCGUUUUAUAGAACAUGAAAAAGAAUGUGAAUAUUUGCAAAAAGAAAAUUUAGAUAAUCAUAUCACUAAUUUGACUGUUAGUUAG
Dentiscutata erythropus is the source of this 2196-nucleotide messenger RNA. The record is from the annotation of a GenBank genome assembly. NCBI's taxonomy places the organism in Eukaryota, Fungi, Glomeromycota, Glomeromycetes, Diversisporales, Gigasporaceae.